This is a messenger RNA of Coturnix japonica (Japanese quail), 2974 nucleotides long. RefSeq names its product protein disulfide isomerase family A member 6 (gene PDIA6). Lineage: Eukaryota; Metazoa; Chordata; Aves; Galliformes; Phasianidae. Gene Ontology annotation, cellular component: endoplasmic reticulum lumen. The record is from RefSeq and is a predicted model, not a curated record. Gene Ontology annotation, molecular function: protein disulfide isomerase activity; protein-disulfide reductase activity. Gene Ontology annotation, biological process: response to endoplasmic reticulum stress.
CAUCCACCAACGGGAGCCGGCCACGGCGGGGAACGUGGAGGUGGAGCCGGGCGGGCUGUGAGGAGCGGCGGCGGCAGAGGGAGGCUGCAGCCAUGGGGGUGCGCGGAGCGGGCGGCCUGUGGUGGGGUACGGUGAGCUGCACGUUAUUCCUGGCAGUGAAUGGUUUGUAUUCGGCCAGUGAUGAUGUGAUAGAGCUAACGCCAACCAACUUCAACAAGGAGGUCAUUCAGAGUGAGAGCCUGUGGCUCGUGGAGUUCUACGCCCCAUGGUGUGGUCAUUGUCAGAGACUGACCCCUGAGUGGAAGAAAGCUGCAACAGCAUUAAAAGGUGUAGUGAAAGUAGGUGCAGUAGAUGCAGAUAAGCAUCAGUCCUUGGGUGGACAGUAUGGAGUCAGAGGUUUUCCAACUAUCAAGAUAUUUGGAGCCAACAAAAACAAAGCAGAAGAUUAUCAGGGUGGCAGGACAAGUGAAGCCAUUGUUGAUGCUGCUCUGAGUGCUCUUCGGUCCCUGGUGAAAGACCGGCUCAGUGGCAGAAGUGGAGGAUACAGUUCUGGGAGACAGAGCCGAGAAAGCGGAGGUGGAGAUAAGAAGGACGUGAUUGAACUGACUGAUGACAGCUUCGAUAAGAAUGUCAUAAAUAGUGACGAUGUGUGGAUGGUGGAGUUCUAUGCCCCAUGGUGUGGGCACUGCAAAAACCUGGAGCCAGAAUGGGCAGCUGCUGCCACUGAGGUGAAGGAACAAACCAAGGGAAAAGUCAAGCUGGCUGCGGUAGAUGCAACAGUCAAUCAGAUGCUGGCGAGCAGAUAUGGGAUUCGUGGAUUUCCCACAAUUAAGAUAUUCCAGAAAGGAGAAGACCCUGUUGAUUAUGAUGGAGGGAGAACUAGAUCUGAUAUCGUUGCUCGUGCUCUGGAUCUAUUUUCUGAUAAUGCACCACCACCUGAGCUUCUGGAGAUAAUUAGUGAAGAUGUUCUGAAGACUACCUGUGAUGCUCAUCAGCUCUGCAUCAUUUCUGUCCUGCCUCAUAUUCUUGACACAGGAGCCUCGGGAAGGAAUUCUUACCUGGAUGUCAUGUUAAAAAUGGCUGAAAAAUACAAAAAGAAGAUGUGGGGGUGGCUGUGGACCGAAGCUGGUGCUCAGUCAGAUCUUGAGAGCUCUUUGGGAAUAGGAGGCUUUGGGUAUCCAGCCAUGGCAGCUGUUAAUGCCCGGAAGAUGAAAUUUGCCCUCCUGAAAGGAUCAUUCAGCGAACAGGGGAUUAAUGAGUUUCUCAGGGAACUGUCUGUUGGCCGUGGUUCUACAGCACCAGUAGGAGGUGGAGCUUUCCCUAAAAUUCACACAGUUGAACCUUGGGAUGGCAAAGAUGGUGAGCUUCCCGUUGAAGAUGAUAUCGACCUGAGCGACGUGGAUCUGGAUGAUAUCUGGGAUAAAGAUGAGCUGUGAGAUCUUGAGGAAACUUCUUUUCUUGGGAGAGCUUGCGUAGCAGUUUACAACCCGGUUCACGUUCAGAUGGAUAUUCCAGUGGCCUUUUUAUGGAGCAACGGCACGUGACACGAUGUGCUACGUGAUGCACUGCAGCAGUGAACUGUACGCAACUCAAGAAAACAUUGCAGAAAUUCUAUGAAUUGUCACAAGCGGUAAACUUGAUUGUAUUCUGUGUAACAAAUAUUUUGAGGACAGCAUCGAUUUGUUUUUUAUUUCUCUUUCGAAACAUCCUGGGUUUGAUUUUGUUGACGGUGUGUUGGAGUGUUACAGGAAGCUGUUAGUGUCACUGAUUUUAAAUGUGGGUUUUGUUUUUUGCUUUUCUGUGGAGGUGGAACCUGGUCAGCUUCUGUUUCAAUUAAAUAAAACAGAAUAUUUUUGACACACAGUGUUAGUCUUGUACGGAGAAAUGGAGGUGCACACGUUAGAAGUUACUCUGGUUUGGAUGAGUCUUCAGUAACAAACAGCAGAAGAGAGAGGCUGGUGAAGAGAGCUGUCCUGCUUUAACUGUGAAAGGUAUCGAUGGUUUGUGCUAAAGCUUGGCUAGAGCGGCAGUCUUAGCUUAAAUGUUCUUCAGGCUUCCCUUUCCUAUUCUCUCUCAGGGGUUUUCUCUUUCUUUGUGCCAGCCUCGAUAUGAUCAUUAAUACUAUGGAAGUUGGGUUGCUGCUGCAAUGGGAGAUGCCAUCCAGUAGAAGACGCUGCUGAGCUGGGAGCUGCUGGUUUUUUUUCCCCCAGGAGUGACAGUGAAACUAAUCCCCAUUUUUAGGACAUGAGUAUAUCUAGGUGCUAAUAGUCAAAAGCCAAAGUGCUGUUUGGAUCCAGUAUUUCUCUUUCCAUCUGGCAUUGUUUUGAUAGGAAAUUGCAGUUUCCUUCGAUGAGGAGGCAGGGUUUGGUGUGAACACAGUGCUCUUUUUAAUAAGAAAACACCAUGGCCUUUUGUUGCUCUCCGUGUCUUGUGUAUCGGUGUCCAGUAGAAUGACCCUCAUGUGAUCAGUUUGUUUCUAAGUAAGGAAUGAAGGAACUGAAAGUUCCCAUCCUUUCAAGGAAAUAACUUGAAAUGGAAGUACAGAAUCUGCUGUUGGUCUGAGCUAGGAGCUGUGUAAUAACUGCUGGCAGCCUGACCACUGAUGCGGGGAAGGAAACCUUCAAUUCUACAUUGUCCCAGCUCUUCUAACAGACGUGUUCUAACUGAUGUGUCUUGGCAAAGACUGAACUGUGAGCACUUGGAACCACAAGUCUUCCUCCAGUCAAUCUUUGAGUCUCUUUCUUCUUAAGGCGUUUAUGGAAACAAACAGAAGCCCUGAGGCUUUGCUCUGAUGCUCUGUCCUUCCUUUUUUUUUCUUUCCUGGUUGAAGUUUGCUUUGUUACAAAACCAGUACUGUACAAUUAGUAGAAACACGAGCCACCACACCAAAAAGUAGCCACAAAAUGGUUUAAUUUGAAGUCCGAUAGAUUCCAUCUUUGUAACUUACCAAAAAAUAAUAAAUAUUACCAUAGUA